Molecule: messenger RNA, 3191 nt
Organism: Brassica napus (rape)
Lineage: Eukaryota; Viridiplantae; Streptophyta; Magnoliopsida; Brassicales; Brassicaceae
Product: phenylacetaldehyde reductase-like
Exons: 7
Coding region: 59-1036 (325 amino acids)
Molecular function (GO): oxidoreductase activity, acting on the CH-OH group of donors, NAD or NADP as acceptor
Source: RefSeq, a predicted model, not a curated record
CACAUUCCAAAACUAUUCCAAAACUCUCAUCCUUACAGUUGCAUUAGAAGAGAAGAAAAUGAACGUCGAAGGAAAGGUGGUCUGCGUCACUGGAGCUUCCGGGUAUAUAGCGUCUUGGAUUGUUAAGCUAUUGCUUCAACGUGGCUACACCGUUAGGGCCACCGUUCGUGACCCAAAUGAUCAAAAGAAAACGGAACAUCUUCUCGCACUUGAUGGUGCAGAAGAAAGACUCAGCUUAUUCAAAGCAAAUCUUUUAGAAGAAGGCUCUUUCGAGCAUGCAAUCGAUGGAUGUGAAGCUGUCUUCCAUACCGCUUCACCGGUUUUGCUCACUGCCGAGGAUCCUCAGGCUGAGCUGAUCGAACCAGCAGUCAAGGGUACUUUAAACGUCCUAAAGACUUGUGUCAAAAUGUCUUCUGUCAAAAGGGUCAUCUUAACAUCGUCCAUGGCUGCCGUCAUUGCUCAUGCGUCCCCCACUGGACCAAACGGCGUAGUAGAUGAAACCAUGUUCUCUGAUCCAAGUUUUUGUGAGCAGAGAAAGCAAUGGUAUGCACUCUCGAAGACUUUGGCCGAAGAUGAAGCAUGUAAGUUUGCCAAGGCCAAUGAAAUGGACUUAAUCGUAAUGAAUCCAGGACUUGUAAUUGGACCAAUCUUGCAGCCAACUCUUAAUUUCUCCGUAGCCGUGGUUGUUGAACUUACAAAGGGUAAGGAUCCUUUUAUGAGCAAAAGUUAUAGGUUUGUGGACGUGAGAGAUGUUUCUUUAGCUCAUAUCAAGGCACUUGAGACUCCAUCAGCCAAUGGUAGAUAUAUCAUUGAUGGUCCGGUCAUUGCGACAUUAAAAGACAUUGAGAAAGUUUUGCGCGAGUUCGUUCCUGAUUUGUGCAUUGGUGAUGAUAAGAACAAUGAAGACAUUGAUCUUGAUUUAGUGACAUACAAGGUGUCUGUUGAGAAAGUGAAGACUUUGGGAAUUGAAUUCACUCCUACAGAAACAAGCCUUAGAGACACUGUUUUCAGUCUGCAGGAGAAAUGUCUUCUGUGAUUCUCUUCGUUGUUUUAUUGUACUUAUUAUUGAUUUCACUAUUACAGUGACAUGAAUAAGUAAUUUGUUUUAAAAAUAAAGAUAUAAACAAUCGCAUUGCCCCAAAACUAUGUUAUUUACUGGUGUCUUGUGCCAUCCCCAAUCUUUUUAAUCCGAACUUCUCAACACAAAACUGUAUUUUAAAAAAUAUAUAUUAAAAUUUUUAUUAAUAUUUUUAAUAAAUUAAUUAUUAAAAUUAAUAUCAAAUUUUCUAAAAGAAGAGACUUUAGUAAGUGUUCCAAUUUUUCAAAAUACCAAUAAAAUAUUAAUAAAUUUUUUGUACUCAUAUUUAAAAAUUAAUACUCCAUUUAAAUUUGGAAAACUUAAUGACAAUCUUAUUAGAGUUUCUGUUUUUGCUAUUCUAAUUUUUUGUGUCGUGAUCUCUAUCCGAAUUUUAAUUAAUCUAUUUUAUAUAAUUCUUUUCUUCUAUUUUUCGUGUUUAUUACAUUUUAGAUCUUAUUGGAUGAAGGCACUUGUUUUGCUCUUAUUUUAAUUGAAUAAAUUGUUGAGGUGUCGUGAGCUCGAGGUUAUCAAGUAACGUGGCAAAUGCGAGUUUCGCCGUUCCCAAGGCAAUGCAAUACAUUCUGUUUGAAGUUUCAACCCUCUCUUCUGGUUUCUUUUUCAAGAUCCAUACCAUUUCAAACUUGUAAGAAAACUAUUCGCAGCUGGGAGUCUAAAGUUGAUGGGGAUAAUAAGCAUUCAGACAGCGAUGGAUCUGAUCGUCGCUGGUUUCUCUCUGAUGAUUGGAUUUGGUAUCUUUGCUAUCAUCGCCUCUGUCCUCUGCUCUGUCGUUUUCAUCCACCAUGUCAGAGAGGUUCCUUCUAACCCCUCCCUUUUAAGUUCUCGCCGGGGAUAAACAUACGAACAAUGAAGACAUUGACCUUGAUUUAGUGACAUACAAGGUGUCUGUUGAGAAAGUGAGGAGUUUGGGAAUUGAAUUCACUCCUACAGAAACAAGCCUUAGAGACACUGUUUUCAGUCUGAAGGAGAAAUGUCUUCUGUGAUUCUCUUUGUUGUUUUAUUGUACUUAUUAUUGAUUUCACUAUUACAGUGACAUGAAUAAGUAAUUUGUCUUAAAAAUAAAGAUAUAAACAAUCGUAUUGCCCCAAAACUAUGUUAUUUACUCGUGUCUUGUGCCAUCCCCAAUCUUUUUAAUCCGAACUUCUCAACACAAAACUGUAUUUUAAAAAAUAUAUGUCAAUAUUUUUAUUAAUAUUUUUAAUAAAUUAAUUAUUAAAAUUAAUAUUAAAUUUUCUAAAAGAAGAGACUUUAGUAAGUUUUCCAAUUUUUCAAAAUACCAAUAAAAUAUUAAUAAAUUGUUUGUACCCAUAUUUAAAAAUUAAUACUCCAUUUAAAUUUGGAAAACUUAAUGACACUCUUAUUAGAGUUUCUGUUUUUGCUAUUCUAAUUUUUUGUGUCGUGAUCUCUAUCCGAAUUUUAAUUAAUCUAUUUUAUAUAAUUCUUUUCUUGUAUUUUUCGUGUUUAUUACAUUUUAGAUCUUAUUGGAUGAAGGCACUUGUUUUGCUCUUAUUUUAAUUGAAUAAAUUGUUGAGGUGUCGUGAGCUCGAGGUUAUCAAGUAACGUGGCAAAUGCGAGUUUCGCCGUUCCCAAGGCAAUGCAAUACAUUCUGUUUGAAGUUUCAACCCUCUCUUCUGGUUUCUUUUUCAAGAUCCAUACCAUUUCAAACUUGUAAGAAAACUAUUCGCAGCUGGGAGUCUAAAGUUGAUGGGGAUAAUAAGCAUUCAGACAGCGAUGGAUCUGAUCGUCGCUGGUUUCUCUCUGAUGAUUGGAUUUGGUAUCUUUGCUAUCAUCGCCUCUGUCCUCUGCUCUGUCGUUUUCAUCCACCAUGUCAGAGAGGCUCCUUCUAACCCCUCCCUUUUAAGUUCUCGCCGGGGAUAAACAUACAAAACCAGAUUGAAAGGGGAGAAAAGAAGAAAUUUGCACAGAAGCUUCUUCUCUAGUUCUGCUUGUACGUGAAAUGCAGAACAAAAAUUGUAAUCCAAAUUAUAAAUAAAAAUUACAAAUAAGUUUUUUUUCGACAAUUACUAAGUUAGAACAUCUCUAGAAAUGUAACGUGUGAUUUACGUAAUUAAAUAAAUAAAACUUGAUGAGUAAA